Messenger RNA from Archocentrus centrarchus (flier cichlid), 689 nucleotides. It is a transcript of the gene tmem14a, whose product is annotated as transmembrane protein 14A. The transcript is spliced from 5 exons. Gene Ontology annotation, cellular component: mitochondrial membrane. The coding region runs from base 114 to 419 and encodes 101 amino acids. Lineage: Eukaryota; Metazoa; Chordata; Actinopteri; Cichliformes; Cichlidae. The record is from RefSeq and is a predicted model, not a curated record. Gene Ontology annotation, biological process: regulation of heme biosynthetic process.
AUUUUACGUCUGUUGACGUCGGCAGUUAACGAGGAAGCGCAGUUUUGGACCAAAGGUUGUAGCUGGUCUCUCGGCUGCUGCUGCUGUUCACUUGUCUGGACUCCAGCUUUACGAUGGCGGUGGACUGGAUUGGAUUUAGCUAUGCUGCAGCGGUUGCCUUUGGUGGAUAUAUGGGAUACAAGAGAAAAGGCAGUGUGAUGUCCCUGAUGGCCGGUUUAGUUUUUGGUGGAUUGUCUGCUUUUGGCGCCUACAUCAUGUCUAAUGACCCAAAGGACAUCAAGGUGUCACUGCUCGCCUCAGGAGUCCUCGCAGUCAUCAUGGGAGUGAGAUACAAGAAUUCUGGGAAAUUAAUGCCUGCUGGAAUAAUGACAGGGCUAAGCUUGCUGAUGGUGUUUCGCCUCUUACUUCUGAUCGUGUGACCGGGAGAACACUGACCCUGGAAACAGGAAACAUUCCCACUAAGCUGACUAAAGCAAGCUUUCCUGCAGUACAAUUUUUUAUAUAUAAAUGAGCAAGUAUUUGAAUGUAAACUUCCAUGAUGUGUUUGCUCACACUACAGCUGUUAGGGAGCUGAUUUAUUUUGAUAACUGGAGAAAUGGAACAAGUUGAAUUAUUUUUAUUUGCAUUCUUGACUUUAACGGGAAAGAGUUUUUGUGAUUUUUUUUUUCUUUUUGUAAUAACAGCAAAAU